GAAGCUUCGCUGCUCUUUACAAUCCUACAUGCCGACAACCAACGUCACUUAUGCAGGGCCCUACAUCCUGGGCAAAGCUUUGUGCAUCUACGUCGUGAAAGAUCGAGAAUACCUUCACUGAUGGAUAUGCGCCUCAGACUGACCGACAGAGACAUGUGACCGGCUACCAGGAUGCCCGCUUUUCGGCUACCGGUGCGCGAGCUCCACACGGCUCAGUUGUCUUGGGUCGCCUGAAGACCAAGCGACGUGAUCUUUGUAAGACUUUUUCUCCUCAGUCCAGACAACCUAUCUACGCAUAUGCUCCCGAAAAGUAGCAAUGCCAUCAUCAACGAUCCCAAUCACCGUUACCCACCUCGGCAACCUUCAGGUCGGCUAUCGCCUCACCAAUAAUGCCGUUGACCCAUCCAAACCCACUCUGGUCUGCUUGAACUCGAUGUGCAUGACGACCGCACUUUUCGAUGCCCAAUUCUAUGACACAAAUCUCACCAACGUUAUGAACAUCCUGGCCAUCGAGCCCCUUGGUCACGGAUCCACUAGCUUCCCUACGAAGGCCAGCCACUUCACGUACUGGGACACCGCAAUUGUUGCUCUGGAAGUCAUGACCGCUUUGAAGAUUGAGAAGGCAUUUAUUCUUGGCACAAGCCAGGGUGGGUGGAUGGUCGUCCGCAUGGCACUGCUCGCGCCUGAGCGUGUUCUUGGUCUCCUGCCAUUGGGGACUAGUAUGGAUGCUGAGACUCCUGAGACGCGAGAGAAGGGCUGUUGGAAUCCUGUACCGCUACUCACUCCGUUCGUGCAAAACUGGACGAGUGCUGAUGUCACCCCAAACUUCGAGAUCGACGAUCAGUGGUGCGGCAUGGUUGCCAGCCUUGGCUUUGGAUCGCACGCCACAGAUCAGUCGACGAGUUUCUGGGUCAAGGUAAUGAAGGAGACUUAUGCGGGUGAUGAGGGCAGGAAGAAGGCGAGGAUGGCUGUCCUGUGCUUGAUUUCGCGUGACUCGCUGACAUUGCGUUUGGGCGAUAUCACUUGCCCUGUGUACUGGCUGCAGGGAACAGAAGAUGUACCGUAUGGCUGUCAGGUGCAGCAUGAGCAAAUUGAGCUCUUUACGGGAAGUAAGGAUAAGAGGUUGAGCAUUCUGGAUGGUGGUGCGCAUUACCUGAACGCAACAAACCCGAAGGAGGUCAACCAAGCGGUCCUGGAUAUGAUCAAGAAGCACGCUGCGUAAUCUUUACAGCCAAUCUAUCUGGUUCUUCUCUGCUUGGGAGCGAUAUGUUUGGUCGCAAAUUGGAAGGAUGCCGAAGCGAAUGCUACACCGUAAUGUGAAGCGUGAAGCUUUUC
Messenger RNA from Boeremia exigua, 1335 nucleotides. RefSeq names its product alpha/beta hydrolase. The record is from RefSeq and is a predicted model, not a curated record. Lineage: Eukaryota; Fungi; Ascomycota; Dothideomycetes; Pleosporales; Didymellaceae. The coding region runs from base 317 to 1222 and encodes 301 amino acids. Gene Ontology annotation, molecular function: catalytic activity. The transcript has a single exon.